Endocarpon pusillum Z07020 is the source of this 966-nucleotide messenger RNA. RefSeq lists its product as uncharacterized. Gene Ontology annotation, biological process: fungal-type cell wall polysaccharide metabolic process. Gene Ontology annotation, cellular component: fungal-type cell wall. The transcript has a single exon. The coding region runs from base 1 to 966 and encodes 321 amino acids. NCBI's taxonomy places the organism in Eukaryota, Fungi, Ascomycota, Eurotiomycetes, Verrucariales, Verrucariaceae. The record is from RefSeq and is a predicted model, not a curated record.
AUGCAUACCCGGUCGCUACCUCUCCUCACGUCCCUGCUCUACCUGUCAUCCACAGUCACUACCGUCCACGCCGCGCCCUCCUCGAAACGCGGCAUCGUUUAUGUCACCCCCGCAUCACCGUCUGACGACGAGAUCUGGGCCCGACCAUCCAACGACCUCAGCUGGUACUACAACUACGUUUACACCCCUACGGCCGCCCUCGCCUCCGCCUCCCACCUCUCCUUCGUGCCCAUGCUCUGGGGCGCGCCCCCCUCGCCCACCUCAGACGACACCUCCUUUCUCGACAGCAUAACAUCGCAACUCUCCUCCGGCGCCAACAUAACCCACAUCCUCGCCUACAACGAGCCGGACGGUAGCAGCGCAACGGGCGGCUCCAACCUAUCUCCCGACGCCGCCGCAAACACCUGGCUCCGCAACAUCAAGCCUCUCCGCGACGACCACGGGGUCAAAGUCGGUCUACCUGCAGUGACCGGCUCACCGGGCGGGAUUGAAUGGCUGGGGAACUUCAACGGGCCGUGCGCCGCCCUAAACGCCGACGAAGGCUGUGCCGCCGAUUUCAUCCCCAUCCACUGGUACGGCAACUUCGAGGGGCUGGCCUCCCACAUGGGCCAGGUGCGCUCGCUCUACCCUUCUCUCCCCAUGUGGAUCACCGAGUAUGCGCUUUCGCAUUCGGAACUGGAAGAAACACAGGCGUUUUAUAACAUGUCUGCCGAGUAUUUUGAUCGCUUGGAGUAUGUGGAGCGAUACAGCUAUUUCGGCGCUUUCAGGUCCAGCAAGAGUAAUGUGGGUGCGAAUGCGGCGUUCUUGACGCAGGACGGCGAGUUGACGGAUAUUGGGAGUUGGUAUCUGGGUGGUGGAGCGACGGGGAAUGUGCCCGAGGGGAAGGCCGGGAGGAGGUUGGAGGCUUCGACAUUGUCGGUGCUCGGCGUUGUGUCAGCGGUGGCUUUGUUGUUGGUCGGUUGUUGA